CAUUCGAAAGUGCUUUACGCGAAGGGAAUUAUUAAAAAUCGUAAAAUGCUGACACAAUCGCAGUAUGAUGAUUACAAAUUCGUAUGUCGGCUCGAUCACAUCAAAACCUUCCACGCGGCCAUCAAAUCUAUUUGCUUCAGUGAUUUCGGUACGUUGCAAGCUAGUGAAGAAGGAUUGCUUAUCACUGUGGAGCAGGGUAAAUCCAUUCAGGCAACAAUAUUUAUUUCUCCCUCAUUUUUUGCGGAAUAUCACAUUCAAGAUUCCCAGAGUUUCAGCAUUAAAAUCAAUGUGUUAGCAGAAUGUUUAAGCCUCUUCGGCUUGGCUGAUUGUGGCAUUAAAAUGCUGUACAAAGGCGAGGGUUCGCCACUACUUAUUUUGUUGGAGCCCCACGAUGAUGAACAAGUCAGUACAGAGUGUGCCAUCAAAACCACCAAUGUGGAGGAGCCCAUGGAGUAUGAACUGGACUCAAAUAGUUCCAGUUUGAAUACGAUAUUUAUGCGUGGUCCCGACAUGUCGAAUAUUUUCCAUGAACUGGACAAGGCAGCCGAGGAAUACGAAUUGACGAUAUCGCCAUUAAAACCGCAUUUCAAGAUUGCCACGCUCGGUGUCAUGCAGGCGGAAUCCAGUGUCGAAGUGGCUAAGUCAAGUGACAUGAUUAUUUUGUUCAAUUGCCAUGCAACAACAGUAGCUCAGUAUAAAAGUCAACAGAUACGCUUAACCAACAAGGCAUUGCAGGUGGCCACUAAGGUGGCCAUAAAAACCGAUGCCAGUGGUCUGCUGGAGAUGCAUUUCAUGAUGCAGUCGGACGCUCAGGAGGAAAUGUAUGUGCGUUUCUUCAUCACUCCAUUGUUGGACAUCAGUUGAAAUGGCAUUGUUUUUAAACGAUCUGGCAUCACUCACAAGUUUUGUUCUUAUUGUUGCUGCCUGCGCUAUAAGCAAAAUGCGUUUAAGAUUAUUGUAUGCGGAGCGUAGCUCGUGACGAAUAAAACUCUUUAAAUUCA
Messenger RNA from Drosophila albomicans, 1001 nucleotides. It is a transcript of the gene Rad1, whose product is annotated as cell cycle checkpoint protein RAD1. NCBI's taxonomy places the organism in Eukaryota, Metazoa, Arthropoda, Insecta, Diptera, Drosophilidae. Gene Ontology annotation, molecular function: 3'-5' exonuclease activity. Gene Ontology annotation, cellular component: nucleus; checkpoint clamp complex. The record is from RefSeq and is a predicted model, not a curated record. The transcript is spliced from 2 exons. Bases 46 to 864 code for a protein of 272 amino acids. Gene Ontology annotation, biological process: DNA damage checkpoint signaling; DNA repair.